Sitodiplosis mosellana (orange wheat blossom midge) is the source of this 1043-nucleotide messenger RNA. RefSeq names its product putative nuclease HARBI1. NCBI's taxonomy places the organism in Eukaryota, Metazoa, Arthropoda, Insecta, Diptera, Cecidomyiidae. The record is from RefSeq and is a predicted model, not a curated record. Bases 57 to 1043 code for a protein of 328 amino acids. The transcript is spliced from 2 exons.
UAGUUCGUGAUUUGAGAAAUGAUCAAACUGACGAUGAAUUCAGAAAGUUUUUUCGAAUGUCACCCCAACACUUCGAUAUUUUGCUUGAAAAAGUGAGUCCAAUUAUAGCCAAGAAAGAUACAACCUUCAGAAGACCGAUAUCACCAGAAACCAGAUUAACCAUCACCCUUCGUUAUUUGGCAUCAGGUGAUUCGUAUCGUUCUUUGAUGCUUUUAUUCAGGAAUACAAAUCAUUUAUGGAAAAGUUGCAAAUACUCAAAUUUCCGUUUAAUCGAACAGGUUCCCCGAACGCAAAAUGAAUGGAACAAAAUUGCAGAAGAUUAUUACGUUCAGUGGCAAUUUCCGAAUUGCUUGGGUGCCCUGGAUGGAAAACACAUUACAAUUCGUUGCCCAAGUAACUCAGGGUCUCUUAACUUUAAUUACAAACAUACAUUCAGCGUGGUUCUCAUGGCAUUGACGGAUGCAAACUACAAACUGAUUUACAUUGAUGUUGGAUGUAAAGGCCGAAUCUCUGAUGGAGGUGUUUUCAAUAGAUGCUCACUAUAUCAAGCGAUCGAAAAUAAUUCCUUGAAUAUACCACCACCGCGGAGUCUGCCAGGCUCAAAUGUUGUAGCACCGUUCGUAAUCGUUGCUGAUGAUGCUUUUGCUUUACGCCCAUAUCUUAUGAAACCUUUCAACUUCCGCGGCCAAGAUCAAUCAGAACAGAUAUACAACUACAGGUUGUCUCGUGCGCGCCGUAUGGUUGAAAGCACCUUUGGCAUGUUGGCGUCCAAAUUUCGAUUGCUGCGGACCACCAUAGAGCUAAGUGAACAAAAUGUAAAGCUCUGUGUCUUGGCCAUUUGUUCUAUUCAUAAUUGGUUAGCUACUAUUGAUCCAGAAUCAUAUUUAGCAUUAGAAAUAAAUCAGGAAGAAACAUUGGAUAAUUUGGGCGGUGUAGCGAAUGAACAAAGUAUUUCAAAUGAAAGAGGAAAAAAUAUUCAAGAAAUCUUUAAAACAUAUUUCACCUGCGAAGGACAAGUGCCUUGGCAAUAUGAAAUGAUUUAA